This is a messenger RNA of Eimeria maxima, 1980 nucleotides long. RefSeq names its product radical SAM domain containing protein, putative. Gene Ontology annotation, molecular function: 4 iron, 4 sulfur cluster binding. The record is from RefSeq and is a predicted model, not a curated record. Lineage: Eukaryota; Apicomplexa; Conoidasida; Eucoccidiorida; Eimeriidae. Gene Ontology annotation, biological process: porphyrin-containing compound biosynthetic process. Gene Ontology annotation, cellular component: cytoplasm. The transcript is spliced from 5 exons. The coding region runs from base 1 to 1980 and encodes 659 amino acids.
AUGGCAGCAGAAUUUGAGGCGUUCUUAAAACCUCACACACAACGCGUGCAGCAGCUGAAGCAGCUACUGCAACAGCAGCAGCAAGGUGAGCAGAUUCAGCAGCAGCAGCAGCACCGGCAAACGGCACUACUUCUACCUGAUGUGCAGGAAGCACUUGUACGUGUCCUGUUCCCAGCAGCAGUUGCCAACACGUCAGGCAGCAAAUGUGUUGUUGCGCCAAUGCCGGCUACUGCUACAGCACCAGCUGCUGCUGCUGGAGCAACAGGAAGAAGCCGGCUGCUGCGCUCUGUCUACUUCGGCGGGGGAACGCCGUCCUUGAUGCCACCAGAUAUGCUGCAGCAGCUGCUGCACCAAAUUAAAGCAUUUGAGGCUGAUCUGCAGCAGCUGCUGCAGCAGCAGCUGUUGCUGCAUGACGCGCUACGGGGGAACCUUCCUAAGUCUACACAAGGCGCCCUACGGCGGCAGCAACAACAGCAGCAACGGCAGCAGGAAAAACAGCCUGAGGUGUCAAUUGAGAUAUACCCAGGUGUACAGACACUCCAUGAACCAACUCUCAAAAUCCUGGGCAGGUACCCGGCAAGCAUCGCGAACAGCAGAAGCACCAGCAGCAGCGGCUGCAGCAACAGCAGCAGUGGCAGCAGCUGCGAGAACGGCAGCGACAGCAACAGCAGCUGCAGCAGCAGCACCAGCAGCAGCAUGGUGCCUAGCCACAGUCGGGACAGCCUGCAUGCGCUGCGUUUGCUGCGUCGCUAUGGUUUGCUUCAUCGGACUUCUGUUGAUAUAAUUUUUAGUGUACAGACACAGCAGCAGUUGCUGCGAGAGCUAGGGCUGAUGACGCGUCUUUGUGUUGGUCAUAUAUCUUUAUACGAGCUCCAAAUGGCCGCAGCAGCAGAACAAGAAGCAGUAGCAGAAGCAGCAGCACCAGCAGAAGAUAGCUCUCGAACGGAGAGAGAGCUGAGCACACGUCACGGCCAAGCAGCAACAGCAACAGCAGCAACAGCAGCAGCAGCAGCAGGUGCAGACACUCUCAGAUGUACUGGGGCGGUGGGACGUUCUUUGGGUUUGGCAUGGGUGCAUCUUCCUUUCUUGCCUUCUUACAAGGCACUAGUGCAGCGAGCAGCAGCACAAGAAGACAUGCAUGCAGGGCUGCGGGCUCAUGGUAAGUGCACAACGGGCCUUACGGGGUGGGCAUAUACGCGAAUGCAGGAGCUGCUGAUGCUUAGUCUCCGCACCUCCGAGGGUGUUAAUUUAAUGCAUCUUCUCGCCCUCACUAAAGCAGCAGCAGCAGCGGCAGCAGCACGAAUUCAAGACCCAGCAGCACGAGCUGCUGAGGUUCAAAAUGCAGUGAGGAUUUUGCUGCAGCCAUCAGCAACAAUGGAGGAAUUGCUGCGCUGCAGCGCGGCUGUUGCGGACUGCCAGACAGCUGAAUAUUCAGCAGCAACUUCAGCAGAUGCAGGUGUGAUGACAGGUGCAACAACAGUAGCAACAAGUGACGGAAAUGGGGUAUUGCUGCUGCUGCGGCAGGUGCUUCCUGCGGUGUUGUCGGGUGCUGCUGACUACCUGCGUCGCCCUGAAGUGGCGGAAAUCCGGGUGUACGUGCACCCUAAUCCGCAGCUUUCCUCUCAGGGCCCCAACAGCCCUUCCGACAGUAUUAUCCAUCAACCCUUUGGGGCUGCAUGCGCCGCAUUGUAUAAGGAGCUAAGGGAGGAAGUGGCUGACUUGCUUAAGACGGAGACGGAAGGGCAGUGGAGGUUGAGGAUAUUAGCAAGUGAAUCCCCUACAGCAGUGGCAGCAAAGGCAAUGCGGCUUCUUCACAUGCUAAAUAGACACCGCUGCAGCGCCAAUAUUAGCAUUAGCUGCCGGCUGGUGCUACAUGCGCCCGAUGGGCUGAUGCUGAGUGACGCUGUUUCGAGAGACAUCUUUGUACACCUGGAUGGUAUAUGCAAGCCCAUAGAGGCAUUGCUGCAAGAGGAAACAUAA